UGGCGCUCGACGCUCAUCGGCCAUUUGUCCAGCAGCAGCACAGCGUUUCUCAUUGGGAACACCAAGAAAUUAGGAUGAAGUACUUCGUGUUAGCCGCGUUGGCAGUGAUCCUUGGCACAGCUAGUGCCGAGAUCAAAACCGAGGAGGAUGUCCUUGUCAUCACCAAGGAUAACUUCGAGGAAGCACUCAAGCAACACGAUUAUCUUCUUCUCGAAUUUUAUGCCCCAUGGUGUGGACAUUGCAAGGCUUUGGCUCCAGAGUACGCCAAGGCUGCUGGAGAAUUACUUAGCCAAGGCUCCGAUAUUAAAUUAGGUAAAGUAGAUGCCACCAUUGAAAGUGACUUGGCUGAGAAACAUCAAGUCAAGGGAUACCCAACCCUUAAGUUUUACCGCAAGGGAGUUGCAAUUGAUUACGGUGGUGGCCGUAAAUCUGAUGAAAUUAUCAACUGGCUGCUCAAGAAGACUGGCCCACCAGCAAAGGACCUCACAUCUAUUGAUGAAACCAAAACAUUCAUUGAUGCUCACAAUGUUGUUAUUGUUGGUUUCUUCAAGGAUCAAGAAUCUGAAAAUGCCAAAGUCUUCAAGGAGGUUGCCAAUGCUGUUGAUGACCAGGUAUUUGGUAUCAGCAGUAGUGAUGAAGUGUUUUCUGAAUAUGGUGUUGAAGAUGGCAAAGUUGUCCUCUUCAAGAAGUUUGACGAUAACAAGGCAGUAUUUACUGAUGAAUUCAAUAUUGACAACCUGAAGAACUUUGUUGCUGUUGAGUCUCUGCCUCUGAUUGUUGAAUUCAACCAGGAAACUGCCCGAACAAUCUUCGGUGGUGCGAUUAAAGGUCACCUCCUUGUCUUCCUCAGCAAAGAAGCUGGACACUUUGAGAAAUACGUUGAAGAGCUCAAAAAGCCCGCCAAAGAAUUCCGUGGAAAAGUUCUAUUCGUGACGAUCGACGCCGAUGAGAACGACCACGACCGCAUCCUUGAGUUCUUCGGAAUGAAGAAAGAACACGUACCCGGCAUGCGUAUCAUUAAGCUCGAAGAAGACAUGUCCAAAUAUAAGCCCGAGAAGGACGAAAUCUCUGCUGAAAAUGUCUACGACUUCGUCAGUAAAUACACCGAAGGUAAACUCAAGAAGCAUUUGCUUACUCAGGACUUACCAGAAGACUGGGAUAAAAACCCCGUUAAGGUUCUCACUGGUACCAACUUCGCUGAUGUUGCCUACGACAAGACUAAGCACGUUCUCGUUGAAUUCUACGCUCCAUGGUGCGGACAUUGUAAACAACUUGCUCCCAUAUACGACAGCUUAGGUGAAAAAUACCAGGACAGUGACAAGGUUGUCAUUGCUAAGAUGGACGCCACUGCCAAUGAACUGGAAGAUGUCAAAAUCAUGAGCUUCCCUACCAUCACCUUGUACAAAGCUGAGACUAACGAGGCUAUCCAAUAUAACGGCGAGAGGACUCUUGAAGACCUUGCUAAAUUCGUCGACUCGGAAGGUGCUAUUGGACAAGGCCCAGAUGAGACUGAAGAAGAAGAUGAAGACGAUGACGUCCCACGAAAGGACGAACUGUGAGAAUAUCGCGUACACAAUCACAAUCAAAAGUUCGUACCGAACAAAGAUCAACUCGACAAUUAUGUCCUUUAUGUUGGCGAGAAAAAACGAUUUUUUCGCUACACGGAUAUCAUGGCUGUAAACCAUCUGUUUAGCCUAAUUUUCUUUUUUUAUACAUAUAAGUUUACAUAUGAAGUGUAACUAGCGUGAUUCAAUGUGUAAAUGUUUUUAUUGAAAUUUCCUUGUACAGAUUUAAACUCGUUUGAAGCUCGUGUUUCAUUAUUUUCUUGUUUUUUUCUACUGUAACUUUGAUAAUUAUUAAAGUUUGAUGCGGAGACCAAGAUUGACAUUUGUACUUAUGUCUCUUGUCUUCCAUCGGCGUCACGACCGGGUGGAAUGAAUUUUUGACACGAACGCAUACAAAAAAAAUAUUUUUAAUAUUAAGAAUCCCUCUUUGUAGCCAGUGGACAUUAUUUCAAGGAACUAUUUUUCCGAAUAUCUUACAUUCUGACUUUGUUAGCCAUUCCGGUGAUACAGCAAGAUAACAGAUAUAUAGAAUGUACGUAUGCGUGAGUGCAAGAGAGAGAAAAAUAGAAACGCAUUAUUAAUUCUUUAAAAACAGCGCGAAACUCUGCCGUUAGUUGGCGGGUGCCUUACAAAUUUCACUGUUCAGAAUGUUAUUUUAUGAUUUAUGUA
Messenger RNA from Phymastichus coffea, 2234 nucleotides. It is a transcript of the gene Pdi, whose product is annotated as protein disulfide-isomerase. Lineage: Eukaryota; Metazoa; Arthropoda; Insecta; Hymenoptera; Eulophidae. Gene Ontology annotation, cellular component: endoplasmic reticulum. The transcript has 8 exons. The record is from RefSeq and is a predicted model, not a curated record. Gene Ontology annotation, molecular function: protein disulfide isomerase activity. The coding region runs from base 75 to 1559 and encodes 494 amino acids. Gene Ontology annotation, biological process: response to endoplasmic reticulum stress; protein folding.